AUGAAACCUGGAGAUAUUAUAUGUUCACAUGUAGAUAUCCCUACUAUUCCAGUUGAUCCAAAAGGUGAUGCUUAUCCAAUCGGUGCAUUACCAGUUGGCACAAUUAUCAGUCAAUUUGAAAUAAAACCUGGUAAAGGUGCUUUAUUUUGUCGGACAGCAGAAUCUAGUGCAACAAUAUUUCGACGUGGAAAAUAUGUUGGUUCAAAAUUAAAUGAAGAAUUAAAUUUCACAUCUUUAACUGAUGAACUAGGAGAUGAAUAUGUUGUGUUUGUUAGAUAUGUCGGUUUUGCGAUGUAUGCACAGAAGCACACUAAAUAA
This is a messenger RNA of Schistosoma haematobium, 318 nucleotides long. It is a transcript of the gene MRPL2, whose product is annotated as 54S ribosomal protein L2 mitochondrial. NCBI's taxonomy places the organism in Eukaryota, Metazoa, Platyhelminthes, Trematoda, Strigeidida, Schistosomatidae. The transcript has a single exon. Gene Ontology annotation, molecular function: structural constituent of ribosome. Bases 1 to 318 code for a protein of 105 amino acids. Gene Ontology annotation, biological process: translation. The record is from RefSeq and is a predicted model, not a curated record. Gene Ontology annotation, cellular component: ribosome.